Candidula unifasciata is the source of this 1341-nucleotide messenger RNA. NCBI's taxonomy places the organism in Eukaryota, Metazoa, Mollusca, Gastropoda, Stylommatophora, Geomitridae. The record is from the annotation of a GenBank genome assembly.
AUGUGUCUUUUACUUUCCUUAUCAUUAAUAUAUGUAAGGGGUGUGUCUUUUACCUUCCUCUUCUCUUGUAUAUGUUAUAGGUGUGUCUUUCAGCUUCCUCAGGGACUGCGAGAUUGUGCAGGGAGUUUCAGGGCAAGUGCCUACCUCAUCGUCAGCUUUACCAUCUUCCUACUGGGUCGGUUCAGCCCCUACGAAUGGUACAACCCACACCCUUGCAACCCGGACACAGACACGGUAGCCAACACCUUCAGCAUCUCAAACAGUCUCUGGUUCACCGUGGGAACCCUAAUGCAGCAGGGAUCAGACAUCAACCCUCGCGCUGUGAGCACUCGCAUCGUGGGUGGCAUCUGGUGGUUCUUCACCCUGAUCAUCAUUUCCUCCUACACGGCCAACCUGGCAGCUUUCCUGACCGUGGAGCGAAUGGUGUCACCCAUAGAGAGCGCCGAGGAUCUCUCCCGACAGACAGAGAUUGAGUACGGCACUCGAGUCAGUUCUUCCACCUUAUCCUUCUUCAUGGAAUCGAACAUCGACACCUACAAGCGGAUGUACGCCUACAUGAAAGACCGGCCGCACGUGCUGGCGGAGACCUACGAGCAGGGCAUCGAGCGGGUCAAGAAGGGCAACUACGCCUUCUUCAUGGAGAACCUGAUGAUCGACUACCAGGUGCAGCGAGACUGCGAGCUCAUGCAGGUGGGAGGCCAGCUGGACUCCAAGGGAUACGGCAUUGGACUGCCCAUGAAUUCUCCGUACCGGGACAAACUGUCCAUGGCCAUCCUAGCGCUGCAGGAGAACGGCAAGAUCCAGAUGUUGUACAACAAGUGGUGGAAGGACACCAGCACCUGCUCACGGGAUGACACCAAGGAGUCCAAAGCCAACGCCCUGGGGCUGGAGAAUGUCGGAGGCAUCUUCGUGGUGCUGUUGGCUGGUCUCAUAUAUAACUGUCUUGUCUGCUAUGCAGGAAUGACACAAUCUACAAGUCUAAAGUGUCUUCAGUCCCUGUGUGCUGAGAUCGCCCAAGAACUACGUUUCGCUGUCAAAUGUGGUGGCUCAUCCAAGCGAAUCAAACGCAAGGGACGGGAACGAUGCCAGGACUGUAAGCUCGGGAGGCGCCACGCCAGCCACUCACACCAUAUACAUGAGCUAGGACCCCAGUCUCCCAACGGGGUGAUUCAGCUUCGACAGACCUGCAAAUUCCCGACCUCAGUGCCUUCAAAGACUCGAUCUCCCAGAACUCGAUUUGAGACGGAGUUCUCGCCGGAGGCUGGCUCAGAAACGGUCAGCCACACCCGAGAAUUCAAUGGCGACUACCAGCACGUAGAUAACAGUGACAACGAAGUAUGA